Messenger RNA from Elaeis guineensis (African oil palm), 765 nucleotides. RefSeq lists its product as uncharacterized. NCBI's taxonomy places the organism in Eukaryota, Viridiplantae, Streptophyta, Magnoliopsida, Arecales, Arecaceae. The record is from RefSeq and is a predicted model, not a curated record.
GUGCUUCUAUCCAGAAACUGCCCAUCUCCAUCCAUUAUAAGGCGGGAGGCAUCAACCAACCACUGCAUCUUUGUUUGAAGCGUGAGAGGCAGGCAGAAAAAAUGGGUUCCCUCAUGUCGGGCUGGGACUCACCUUUUCUGGACCCAGAUACAGUUAGAUUGGAAAGGAAUAGAUCGCUAACAAAAGAAGAGAUCGAGAUCUUCUGGAAGUUGCACAAGAAAACCGAAGAAGAGGAAGGGGAAAACUUCCAAAAUGACUCCCAUUCCCCGAAACAGUCUCAGGAAAUGGAUGCGAUCAGGCUGAAGAAGUUUGCGUUACGGCAUCAGCUGGAGAAGGGUGAGAAGCCAGGCGACAAUCCUGAUGAAUUGGACACCAAACCAGACAAGAGUGGCGACUGGUGGACCAGGAGCAACUGGGCUUUUCUCAACGAGCCUCCGCGGGACGAGAUGGACGACUCGGCUCAGAAAUACACCGCCCAGUUCCAUGUCGCCGCACUCGCCACCAAAGGAGAAUAACCCCGAUUCUCUGGUGACCUUUCACCGUUGCAGCAAUUAGCAUCUAUUUAUGAUGCAUGUCAUGUAUAUCCAACACCAUGCGUGUGUGCAAGUCAGUAUGUACAUAUGCCCAUGUUUGAUGUAGUUUAUUAAUUUUUAGGAGUUGCUGUGAUUAAGAGCAACACUAUUACCUUGGUUCCAAGGGAAAAUGAGAUACGCUGUUUCUUUCUUAUUCUUCAUUGAUUGAAGAACAAAGAUAAAUUUAUCUAUA